GUGCAGUGGCGUCUCAUACCCAACGUGACCUUUGGGAGCUGUAUAAAAGGCGGCUCAGCCCAGUGCUCCUCACUCGCUCACCGUCGCAUCCAGACACUUCUCCCUGCAGCUCCAGAGCUUUGCCGACUCCCCAGAAAGAUGUGCUCCCGUGGAUCCUGCCACAGUCGCGAGACCUCCUGCCACAGCUCCCGCUCCUCCUGCCAUGACUCAGGGCCCUCCUGCCAUUCCACCUUCCAGAGGGAACCCGUGCCCCAGUUCCCCUGCGUGACGCCGUGCUGCCCCCCUGUGCAGCGCUACUGCCCCCCUGUGCAGCGCUACUGCCCCCCUGUGAAGACCUACUGCCCCCCUGUGCAGCGCUACUGCCCCCCCGUGCAGCCCUACUGCCCCCCUGUGCAGCCCUACUGCCCCCAGUACACCAAGAACAUCUGCAAGCUGCCGCCAAUGUACCCCAAGUACUAG
Messenger RNA from Cygnus atratus (black swan), 459 nucleotides. RefSeq names its product putative small proline-rich protein 5. The transcript is spliced from 2 exons. Lineage: Eukaryota; Metazoa; Chordata; Aves; Anseriformes; Anatidae. Bases 139 to 459 code for a protein of 106 amino acids. The record is from RefSeq and is a predicted model, not a curated record.